UAUUGUUUGUAUGUUGUUUUAAAAUAGAUAGUUAUAAUAGGAUUUUAUUAUUAUUGUCUCUAUUUUUAAAAAAACUGUCCUAGUAGAUUGUAAGAUUAAAAUAAUGUUGCGGAUUUUAUAGUUCCUUAGGUUUUGUCGGUGAUAAUAAGAAUUUAAUAUGGCGCUAACAGUCACGGUAAAAAUCUUAAUCGUGGUAGGAGUACUAGCUGUCACAGCUGGCAUCACCACCACUGUGCUCCUAGUCAACAGAGACAGUGGCGCUGAUGACGUCACAGAUACCACGGCGGACCCUGGCACCACGCCUGAAGAAACAACUGAAGGCGGACCUUCUGUUGUUUUGCCGUAUAAUGUUGGUGUCGGUAUAGCUGAUAUGACUGGCCCGUGUACGGAAAUAAAUUUUAUGGGCUACGCAGAGCUAAGUCAGACCGGGGCAGGUCUCCACACGAGGCAGUUCGCCCGAAGCUUCAUCUUCAUCCAGGGAGACACCCGCAUUGUGCUGGUCUCUGCCGAGGUGCAGUCCGUCGGGAUCGCUGUCAGACGGGAGGUGGUUAAAAGACUGCAAGAAUUGUACGGAGAUAUUUACUCACUUCGUAACGUGAUUAUCACUGGAACUCACACUCACAGCACCCCUGGAGGGUAUCUGGUGGACUUCCUUCUAGAUGUGUCAAUCUUGGGAUUCUCCAGGGAAACCUAUAAUGCCUAUGUGGAAGGGAUAACAAGGAGUAUAAUCAGGGCGCAUGAGAAUGUGGUGCCAGCUCGCCUAUUCUUCAGCCAGACUCAAGUGAGCGAUGCUCACAUGAACAGAUCUCCGUAUUCCUACGAGUUCAAUCCUCCUGAAGAAAGAGCAAGAUACAGCACCAAUGUAGACGACACCCUCAGUCAGAUCAGGAUCGAGAAGGCGGACGGCAGCCUCCACGGAGUCCUCACCUGGUUCGCGGUCCACACCACCAGCAUGAACAUGACCAACCUGCUCGUCUCUUCAGACAACCUGGGGUACUCGGCGCUGAUGAUGGAGAAGACGCUCAACCCUGGGAUGCCGACUGGAAAGCCAGCUAUUGUAGCAGGAUUCUUCUCGUCAAACCUCGGGGAUGUAUCACCGAACACUCGAGGGGCCAGGUGCGAGUUUUCCGGAGACGAAUGUGAUAACCAGUUCCUGCUAUGCGGAGCCUCUGAAAGAUGCUACUCUCUUGGUCCAGGAGAUGACAUGUUUGAGAGUACCAGGAUCAUUGGCACCAAGGUUUACAAUGGAGCAAUGGAAGCUUUGAAUUCACCCGGUGAAGAGUUGACGAGUCAUUUGGCUGUGAUUCAUCAAUUUGUUGAAAUGCCAGAAGAAACAGUCGCCAGAUACGACCCGGUCACCAAAACCUUUGAUCAGACUGAGCCUGUUAAAGGCUGUGUUCCCGGCAUGGGCUACAGUUUCGCAUCAGGAACCAUUGAUGGUGCGAAUCUUCUGAACAUUACCCAAGGCACCAUCGUAGGUAAUCCACUCCUGGACACCAUCAGUGGCAUCCUCGCUGAACCCACUCCAGAGGAUAUUGAGUGUCAUGCACCAAAACCUAUUCUUCUGGCUACCGGAAGGGCAAACUUCCCGUUACCCUGGCACCCUCGCACAGUCUCCGUGACCCUCAUCCACCUGGCCGGAGUGCUAGUGGCUGGAGUACCAGGGGAACCCACCACCAUGUCAGGGAGACGCAUCCGUGACGUCAUCAGCUUGGCUAGUGGGGUGGACACGGAGAAAGUGCUGGUGUCGGGACUGACUAAUGAGUAUAUUCAUUAUGUGGCCACUUAUGAGGAAUAUCAGGUCCAACGUUACGAAGCAGCAUCAACUAUUUACGGCCCGCACACUUUGGACAUAUUCUUGAACAAGUUUUCCGAAUUCGCUAAAAUUGCUGUUGAGGGCGGCGACGUGCCCGCAGGUCCGGAACCAGCAGACUACCGCAGCAACACCAUCUCCAUCAUCCUGCCCGUCGUGUUCGACGGGACGCCCCUCGCCAGGACCUUCGGAGACGUGGUGCAGCAGCCGAGGAAGGAAGUGAAGAGGGGGGAUACUGUUGUUGCUGUUUUUCAAGGAGCCAGUCCGCGCAAUGAUUUGAGACAGGAGUCGACAUACCUGGCGGUAGAGCGCCUCGAGGUGGGGCAGUGGACCGUCAUCGCCACCGAUGCUGAUUGGGAGACCAGAUUCUACUGGCAGCGCUCAUCCACCCUCCUAGGCUCCAGCCAAGUGACCAUAGAGUACCGCGUCCCCCCCGCCGCCUACCUCACCUCCUACCGCAUCCGCUACUACGGAACCUCCAGAAGUGUGCUCGGAAACACAUUGACGCCUUUUGAAGGGGUGACGAAUGAGUUCAGAGUUGUUGAAUAGGUGUGGGGAGUUGAGACUGUGUUUUGUUUUUAAGGUACCUACUUACUGAAUAAAGGUGUUAUUUAUUUGUUU
Messenger RNA from Plutella xylostella (diamondback moth), 2434 nucleotides. Its product is annotated as neutral ceramidase. Lineage: Eukaryota; Metazoa; Arthropoda; Insecta; Lepidoptera; Plutellidae. The record is from RefSeq and is a predicted model, not a curated record. Gene Ontology annotation, biological process: sphingosine biosynthetic process; long-chain fatty acid biosynthetic process; ceramide catabolic process. Gene Ontology annotation, cellular component: extracellular region. Gene Ontology annotation, molecular function: N-acylsphingosine amidohydrolase activity.